Messenger RNA from Prunus armeniaca (apricot), 195 nucleotides. Lineage: Eukaryota; Viridiplantae; Streptophyta; Magnoliopsida; Rosales; Rosaceae. The record is from the annotation of a GenBank genome assembly.
AUGUUGGUUGGCGAUGACAUUGGCGAGAGCACGGAGGGGACAAAGGUUGAGGUUACUGUCGGGGACAUUGAUUUGAAUCAACCUAGAGCUGUGUUAUCUCAGUUGAACGUUUGGUUGAAUGUGAAGGUCAAGGUGUGGAACGAGGGGUCCAAUUACGAGAGAGGAAGAGGAUUAUUCCUAUGUGGAGAUCGUUGA